AUGCUGCUGGAGCCGGAUCCCUUUCUGAACGAGCUCACCAAGCUGUACGAGCGCCACAAGGGCGCCGGCACCGUGUGGGUCACUCUCAAGCGCUCCAACCUGCGCAAAAAGCCGAAGGGAGGUGAGAAGGCAGGCGGGGAUGACGUGGAGGAGGAUGAGAGCAGCGCUGCGGAGUACCGGUGUGUGGUGAGGGCCACCGAUGGCAAAAGGAAGAUCAGCACCCUGCUGGGACCUCGGGAGCAUGCCAAGUUUCAGGCGGCGUAUGCGCUCGUUCUCAAGGCGCAUAUGGACUCCCUCAAGCGCAAGGAGAAACGGGAGAGGAAGAAGAUGAAGCCAUCUGCGCCCGCCUCUUGA
Messenger RNA from Closterium sp. NIES-65, 354 nucleotides. NCBI's taxonomy places the organism in Eukaryota, Viridiplantae, Streptophyta, Zygnematophyceae, Desmidiales, Closteriaceae. The record is from the annotation of a GenBank genome assembly.